Molecule: messenger RNA, 3657 nt
Organism: Chara braunii
Lineage: Eukaryota; Viridiplantae; Streptophyta; Charophyceae; Charales; Characeae
Source: the annotation of a GenBank genome assembly
CGAGGUGGUGGAGACACCCUCACCAUCUCGAGAGAUGGCCAAGCUACUGACUCCAGCGUUGUCCCGCAAACACAUUCAGACCCAUCGAGCCUCUGUUCGAUGAAUGUGUUCGAGUCAGAGGAGCUAGAGGAGGAGUGGUCUAGAUCAGACCCGCUAGCUUCUUGGACGGCCCUAGUCAAAGCCCCGAAGGGUGAGAUGUUCGUUAGCGAGGUGGUCAUUGGCGGCCGCAAGGCCGGGGCCUAUUAUGACACUUGCUUGACUAGGAACUUUAUUAGCCGCGCGUGCGUUGAGAGGCUGCGCUUACAGGGGCAAGUGCAGCGCCUGAGUCGACCUGUGGAGUCGACCUGUGCCAACAAACAGCGCAUGGUAGUCAACGACUACCUUCAAGAUGUUGAGUGUUGUUUCCCGUACGCGGGAGGGGAAUUGAGACAUCACGUCUCAUUCCUAGUGAGCGAUGAACUCCCCAUGGACAUGUUGUUAGGUAUGUGCUACCUCUCUGUGGCACAACCCCAGUUUGACUGGGACCGAAAAGUGGUCAAACACACUUUGCCAGGUGGAGGGACCGCCAGAUUACGUAAGUUUAAAGGUAGUAGUCUGAUUGAGUCCCAUGGAUGCAUGUGUGCGGCCGCGUUCUAUAACUAUUAUAAGCAAAAUCAGGAGGAGGGUAUGUACUUAGUUUAUGUCUCUGCUACAGGCGAGCCGGUGAAAAUGCCGCCGGAGAUAGAGGGAGUAGUUGCCAAGUACCCUGAUCUAUUUGAAGAGCCGACAGGGGUUGUAGAGAGGGAGGUCGUCCACGCGAUAGAGAUUAUCCCAAGGUCUAGCAUCCCGAAGGGUAGGAUCUAUCGGAUGUCUCCAGGCGAGCUCGAUGAGCUUCGCCGACAGCUCAAGGAACUCGUAGAGGAGGGUUGGAUCCGGCCAAGUGUCUCUCUUUAUGGGUCUCCAGUACUAUUCGUACCUAAGAAGGAGGGAACACUUAGGAUGUGCAUUGACUAUAGGGGCCUCAAUGCCAUCACUGUCAAGAACAGAGAGCCCCUAUCGCGCAUCGAUGAUUUGCUUGAUAGAGUGCAAGGGUGUCGGUACUUCAGUAAGAUAGAUCUGAAGUCCGGGUAUCAGAUUGCAAUCCGGCCCAAGGAUCAACACAAAACCGCAUUUCAGACCAGGUACGGUCUGUACGAGUUUGUGGUGAUGCCUUUCGGCCUUUGCAAUGCUCCUGGCACCUUUCAGCACGCUAUGAAUCGGAUAUUCCAUGACUACUUGGAUAAGUUUGUCAUCGUGUACCUCAAUGACAUACUUAUUUUUAGUAAGACUGUUGAGGAGCACGUUGCACACUUGGACAAAGUCCUCAGUCUCCUGCGACAACACAAGUUCAAGAUCAACGGUGAGAAGUGCGAGUUUGGCCGCACCCGUGUCUUGUACUUGGGUCAUGAGAUUUCGGCGGAAGGGCUGAAGCCCGAUGACGCGAAGGUGGCCAGCAUUCGUGACUGGCCACGUCCUCAAUCUGUGACUGAGAUGAGGUCAUUCUUAGGGAUGACCGGCUACUAUCGCAACUUCUGGACUGAGAGAUGCGAGGCUGCUUUCAGACAUCUGAAGCAUGCGUUGACGCAUUACAAAGUCUUGAAACUUCCUGAUCCUGACAAGCCAUUUAUAGUGACUACGGAUGCUAGCCAAUAUGCCAUAGGUGCCGUACUUGCACAACAGGAGGGGAAAAAGUUGAGGCCAGUAGAGUACAUGUCCAAAAAGAUGCCCUCUCAGAAGUUGGCUAAGUCCGCCUAUGAGAAGGAACUCUAUGCGGUUUACAAGGCUCUGACCCAUUGGAGGCACUACCUCCUUGGGAGGUUCUUCAUCCUGAGGACUGAUCAUCAGACCAUGAGAUGGAUGAGAACUCAGCCGGUACUCUCUGAUGCUCUCAAGCGUUGGAUCGAAGUCAUUGAGCAGUAUGACUUCGAGCCCCAGUACAUCAAGGGCGAGUACAACAAGGUUGCUGAUGCCCUAUUGCGUAGUAGAUCAGACUUCUCUGGUGCGUUGAUCACUGAGUUUGGGCUUGCGGACAACGUUACUCAGUCCAUGGUGGAAGCCUAUCGCAAGGAUCAGUUUAUGUCAGAAAUCAUACGCAGACUAGAGGCGAAGGACAAAAAGACUUCAGCCGAGUUUGAGUUGGUUAACGGCUUGCUGUUCCUUGAGAAGGCAGGGAAUAAGCGUUUGUGUGUCCCGAAUAGCGAGUAUUUGCGUAGUUUGUUUUUAGGACAGUGCCAUGACGCCACCGGCCAUUUUGGGUAUAAGAAGACCGCAGCCAAUCUGCUGCAGCGGUUCUGGUGGCCCACGAUGAUGCGAGAUGUCCAGCUGUACGUGGAGACUUGUCGGGUCUGUCAAAGGGACAAGCCCCGUACUCAGGCUCCUCUUGGGCUACUGAAGCCCCUUCCGAUUCCGGAACGGCCGGGUGAGAGUCUGUCCAUGGAUUUCAUGGAUACUCUGGUCACCAGCAAGAGUGGGAUGCCACACAUCUUCGUCAUCGUGGAUAGAUUUAGUAAAUAUGCUAGGUUAGUAGCAAUGCCGGAAACAGCAAGGACGGAGUAUGUGAUCAGAAUGUUCAAAGAGAACUGGGUUAGGGACUUUGGGUUACCGAAGUCUAUUAUUAGUGACAGGGAUGUCCGAUUUACCAGCGAAUUGUGGAAGGCCGCUGCUGCAGACCAGGGAACCCAGUUGCAAAUGACUUCUGGGAAUCACCCAGAGGCCAACGGCCAGGCCGAGCAACUGAACCGCGCUGUACAACAUCUGUUGAGGCAUUACAUCAAGCCCAACCAGGUGGACUGGGAUGAGAAGCUUGCUCUCAUCACCAGUCUGUACAACAAUGCGGUACACAGCGCCACCGGGGUGAGCCCGAACAGUUUGCUAUUGACUUUCAAGCCUAGACUACCCUUAGAUUUUCUCCUUCCUGAGAAUCRGUCAACUGCUGCACCAGGUACUUUAGAAUUUGCUUACCGUUAUGAACAGAAGAUGCAGCAGGCUGUAGAACAGAUGCAAAAGGCACAGGCGGCUAUGAUAGAAUCUGCAAACAAACACCGCCGUGAGUCUUCAUUUCAGGUUGGGGACAGAGUCUGGGUUAAGUCCUCAGAACUGGGACAGGAGCACGGGGUUUCCCGCAAGCUCCUGCCACAGUACUUUGGACCAUGGGAAGUCUUAGAUAUUGUUGGGACUGAUCCGGAUGGACCUUCUUACGUAGUCCGGAUCCCUGGUCAUCUUCGUACUUACCCUGUCUUUCACGCCUCCAAGCUUGCACCGUUCAAAGAAACAGAUCAGUUUCCAUCUCGCCGCUCAAUGCUGCCCCCAACCAUGGACGGAGAGGUGGAUAUCGAUGAUAUCGUGGACCACAGGGAGAUGCCAGUGGCAAGACCAACAGGCAAGGGACGUCCUCCGAAACCGAAGCUGCAGUACCGCGUUCGGUUCCGGCAUCACACUGAUCCGAAGGAGAACCGCUGGUUCACCAGGGAGGAACUCAUGCAGACCGCUCUUCAAGUUGUAGCCCAUUACGAGAGAUCUCUGCAGAAGGGAAAGCGCCCAAUGAUUGAAGAUUGAGCUUCUCAGAGGACUGUUGAAGCUAAGGAGGAGGGAAUGCGAGGCCAAUGCUUCUAUGAGCCCCUUAUGGCCCCAUUCUGAAGC